Epithele typhae is the source of this 2037-nucleotide messenger RNA. Its product is annotated as kinase-like protein. The record is from RefSeq and is a predicted model, not a curated record. Gene Ontology annotation, molecular function: ATP binding; protein kinase activity; protein serine/threonine kinase activator activity. Gene Ontology annotation, biological process: protein phosphorylation. The coding region runs from base 1 to 2037 and encodes 678 amino acids. NCBI's taxonomy places the organism in Eukaryota, Fungi, Basidiomycota, Agaricomycetes, Polyporales, Epitheliaceae. The transcript is spliced from 3 exons.
AUGCCUCCAGUCCCGGACCACAUCGCGAGGAAGUUUAUAGGUGCUGUGGAGGAUGAGUGGCAGCUGUACAGUAACCACGCCUUGGACUACGAAAUAGGCUCUCCAAUUGGAUUUGGAGCCUCGUCCAUAGUGUAUGUGGCAAAAUUCCACCCCUCGGACGCCCCAGAGCCCAUCCCAUGCGCCAUUAAGGUCCUCGACCUCGACCGACUACCGCCCAGUGCUCUUCGCCUUCUGCAAAACGAGACGCAGCUCAUGUCAUUGUCGAAACACCCGAACGUGCUCCGUGUUCGUGGAACGUGGAUGGACGGCCACAAGCUCUAUAUCGCAAUGCGUUUGAUGAAAGCGGGCAGUGUGGCGGACGUAAUGCGAUAUGCCUGGCCGGGUGGUUUGGAGGAGGAAGUCAUCCGGUGCAUCCUCAAGCAGGCUUUGCAAGGACUCAAUUAUCUCCACAUCAAUGGACUCAUACACCGCGAUGUGAAGGCCGCCAAUCUGCUCAUCGACGACGAUGGCACGGUGCUCCUUGGGGAUCUUGGAGUGGCCGCGUUUCUCUGGGAUUCAGAGGGCUUGGCCGCCAACAAAGCUCGUGUUAUCAAUUUCGACUUAGCAGGGCGCGGACAUCAGCGCAGCGUCUCUGUGCCUGAUCCCGGGCGGCGUCCAUCUAUCCUCGGGAAGCGCAAGUCGUUCGUUGGCACGCCCUGCUGGAUGGCUCCGGAGGUCGUCAAAGGCAAGCAGUACGACGCGUCCGCGGACAUCUGGUCGUUUGGCAUCACCGCCCUCGAGCUCGCUCAGGGCCGAGCCCCGCGUUCCCGGAUGAACCCCAACCAGGUGUUGCUCUCAACGGUCCGGGAUUCUCCACCUCGACUGGAGCGAAACAACGGCCAAAACAAGUACUCAGCUGCCUUUGCGGAUGUGGUUGCCGCUUGCCUCGAGAAGGACCCCACGAAACGACCCGCCGCCUCAGACUUGCUGCAGCUUCCGUUCUUCAAGGGCGCUCGCCGACCGAGCUACCUAGUUAACGCCAUCCUGCGCAACCUGCCCGCGCUUACCAAGCGACAGGAGCGGAAAAAGCAGCCCUCCAUCCACACCCACGCAACGAUGGACAGUUGGGACUUUUCGGUCAGCACCCCCACGUCGCCAACGACUUCGGUGUACAGUCACAUGCGGCGGCCGCGCAGCAUCGUGCCCCAGGAAAGCGUCUUCGAGAUGGAGGACGGAGAGGAAGAGGUGCAGGCAAACGGACUCGUCCAGCCCGUUGAAGGCCCUGGUGACGAUGCUGAUGACGGCGACCAUGCUGGGAUCGACGGGCACAGUAAGGCGGAGGCGUACGCUGUCCGGAUUCGCGCGCGGCAGUGGGGCUCGUUCGGACGGCACAGCCGGUCGAGCUCGCACCAGUCCAUGCACUCGCUCAACUCUCACCACCAUCACCAUCACCACUCGCAUUCGCACUCGCAUUCGCACUCACACUCACACUCACACCAUCCUCACGCUCAUUCGCGACACCUAUCUCACGAGGAGCAGCUCCCGAUCUCACCAGCCAUCGAGGAAGUGGUAUCUUCCCCCGGUCCCGCCCAUGAAGGUCUCCCCGACGCCGAAAGCGAGCCGAGCGGCAUACCGGUGUCCAAGUCUCCCAAAGGCAAGGGCCUCAACAUGCUCAACGUGCCCCUCGCGAACACCGCGUCGUCGGUCUCUACCUCACCUUCUCCAUCCCCCUCGGUCCGCUCCUCCGCGUCAGCGGCGUCUUCCGCGGGCUCGCCGCUGACGCCGAUCACGCCGCUGUCGACCUCGCAGACGAGCGCAGGCAAGUCGCGCAAGCUGUGGCGCAAGCUGGCUGCGAAGCUCGAGGGCGAGUCGGACAAGGAGCGCGACGGCCCCGCCACGCACGCGCGGAAGCGGUCGUUCGGAAGCGUUCUGGGACGCCCCGCGAACCUCGUCCGGACGGCGAGCCGGUCGGUGGGCACUGGUGAGUGGCGUUUCGCCCUGUCCGAGCCGCGCGCUGACCUCCCCCGAUGGUUCACAGCCUCGAAGCAGGCCCGAUGA